UGUCUUGUUGCACAAUGCAGUCCGGGUGUUUCCGAGCAGGGCACCGUGGCGCUUGUGCCGCAGAUUGAAUGGAUGCGGAUUCGCUUCUAGCUGGAGGCGGAAAGUGUGCCUUUCGGGGGGGAUACAUGGAAGAAGUUUUGUAAGUUGUGGAUCUAAAUCAAAAGAGCUGGAAUAAGUGACAAGGGGAGGGGACCAGUCGUUACAAGCGAGCAUCUCUUUUACAAUACUAUGUUGAAGAAGAUGGCUGAAUUUGGACCUGAUUCCGGUGGGAGAGUAAAGGUACCGCGGCAGGGAGUUACAAUCGUGAAACCGAUAGUGUACGGAAACGUUGCUCGAUAUUUUGGAAAGAAGAGAGAAGAGGAUGGGCACACUCACCAGUGGACGGUGUACGUGAAGCCCUACAGGAAUGAGGACAUGUCUGCAUAUGUAAAGAAGAUUCAGUUCAAAUUGCAUGAAAGUUAUGGCAACCCAUUAAGAGUUGUCACAAAGCCACCCUACGAAAUUACAGAAACUGGUUGGGGUGAAUUUGAAAUUAUCAUCAAGAUAUUCUUCAUCGAUCCCAACGAGAGACCCGUCACCCUCUAUCACUUGCUGAAGCUUUUCCAAUCAGACUCCAGCGCCAUGCCGAAAAAGACAGUGGUCUCUGAGUUCUACGAUGAAAUGAUUUUUCAGGACCCCACAGCAAUGAUGCAGCAGCUUCUGACAACAUCAAGGCAGUUAACGCUGGGAGCCUACAAACACGAAACUGAAUUUGCAGAGCUGGAAAUGAGGACGAGAGAAAAACUGGAAUCGGCCAAAAAGAAGAGCAGCUUUGAGAUAACAGAGCUGAAGGAGAGGUUGAAAGCCAGCCGCGAGAACAUCAACUAUCUGAAGAGCGAAAUCAGAAAGCUGGAGGAGGAAGACCAGGUCAGGGAUGCUUGAAUGAAUGGAUUCUUCAUCCAGCAACACGAAGGCAGUCCUGAACACUGGCCCUUUUUAUAUAACAAGCCCUGCUUCCUUGUGCUGCCUGUGCUUGUUGUUGUAGUUUCUACUGCUGCAUUAGAUGUGUUAAAUCAAUCCAAAGCUCAAGUCUGAAAAUAUGUGUUUGUGUGGAUAAAGACCCACACAAUCAGGACAGAGACGUAGGACUCCUUGGGUUGUCUCCAUCUGAGAUGGUAAUGUGCAGAAAUUGUACAAUUCCUGGAAUGAUGAAUCAGACAGAUUAACAGCAGUUGUCUUCCAGGGCUUGGGGAAUACGGAAUUAUAAUUAAUCUUAAUGCAGCAUUAUUACAGUAGUUUAUUUUUUAUUUUCAUUUUAAUGUACCUUGUUUGGUGUGUAUGUACUAUUAUGGGGAGGUUCUGUAACAAUUUCCAGCACAGACACUGAAGAGUUCCCAUGUCUGCUUGUGGAAUGCACAGUGGUUUACUUGUCUCCGGGCUGCCUGGGGAAGCCCACAGUGAAACCAGCCUCUGCACUGGCUUUUGCAACAGAAACAGCAUAUAAAUAUCCAACAAGCAAGGUUUUUGUAACACAUGAUUGGCUGCUGAGAGGCUGUUGUUUGAAUCAGCUGCUUGCAGACACCAUGUGUAAGUAAUAAGUAGUGAGAUGGAUCCAUUUUUUUCUAAUUGUACUACAAAAGAACACCUUGCUGGUAUGUGUACCAUACGUGUCAAUAUUGCAGCUUUACAAAAACAAAAUACUGCUGGAUAUUGCUUCAAAACUUGUUUUAUGUUUGUUGAAUAAAAAAGUGUUUUGAUUCCUUACAUCACACAUACAAGGUCUAGACAAAACUGGAAUCAGCUUUUUCUUAUUCAAAUUAUUAUUAUUAUUGCUAUUAUUAUUAAAUAGCUUCAUCCCUAGAUAUGGUAACAGGUAUAAUGGGCAAGGCUGGUUUUGUCGGUGAACGCAGUUUAAAAAUUAAAUGCUGCUCUUUGAUAAUCACCCAGGAAGGUCUGUCUUCUGUGUUAGGCAUGCUGCUUUUCAUUAACCAUGACAUGCAGGAAAGUGUGAUUUUCACCAGACCAGAAGCUACAUCUGACCACUAGAGGGUGCUACAAUAGGGAACAUUGCAUUUACAGUCUUAGUUUAACAUAUAAAAAUAUCAACUCUAAUAAAUAAAGCAACCGUGGAGUUGUGCUUGGCAUCAUUGCUGUGUAAUAAAGCCAUGAGCAAAUGAUUGGCACCCAAGCUGAAUUCUAUACAGUGUGGUUACCUAAAAACUACUGUAAAUCUGCAAACACUUCUAACUGCUGCUGGAGUAAAACAUAGACAGGAGCAGGAUAAAAGCAAUAUAGUGCUUUGGCCACUACCUUCUAAUGCUGCAUUCGUUUUAUAUUGCGCUUUAUUAAGAUUCCAUAAAUUGUGUUCCAAAUUCACUGCUGCCGUUGUUGCUCAUGCUAGAGCCUGGUAAUGAAUUUGAUAGACAUCUCUCAAUGCACAGUAUUACCCAGGCAUUACGUGGCAUCGCAGUGGUAUUGUUAAUCAUCAUCUAAUCCUGGAGACAGACUAGGGAAGCAUCAAUACAUUCACAAUGUCUAACAGCGGAAUAUUCAGUCAGGAGGAUCCCUCUGUCAGCAGCUCCAUGUAGUGUAUUGUUUGUUGUGUGAGGGAAGCGUCACUUUCACUGAGGCGAGAUUGAUAGCUGUGAUAUCACGAGGGAGCAGCUAUGAGUAGUGACUGCCUAAUGCCAUUGUAAUGUGCUGAGGUUUUGUUUUUCCUACCUGUACGAGCAACAUUUUCAAAAACCAGCGUGCACAGCAAGGGCAUACGUCCUGUGCCAAUGAAUCAAAGAAUACAGUGUGCCACCGUCAAAAAAACCACUAUACUGGGACUAUACCAACCGUUAUGUUUAUGAGAGUUUAAAUAAACACUUCAGAAGGGUCUAGCAGAUCAGGCAUACUUUUUGUGUACCCAUAAUUUAUACAUUUCUACGGCUAGUUAAGAAAAGAAACAAGUGUACAUUUUUCAUUGUUGCACUUUUUUUUAACCUUAUUACAAAAACCUUAACAUUUUUUGCUUACAAAUCUAUUUUGGCCCUUUUGUUGCGCUGAGAACGCUUUUUAAAAAAUGUUUCAUGCAUGACAUAUUGAAAAUAGCUGAAAUAAAGGUAGUAGUAGUAAUUUUGGACACAAAUAAACAAAUAAAUAUAUUUUUCAUUUAUUUUUGUUUCAAUUUUUUCCAUUGCAUUAUAUGGGGUAAUAUAUUUGCGUCUUCCAUAUGUCCCCACAGUAAAAUGAACAUAACAUUUACGAACGACAGGCCAUUCCACUGAUCUGAGCUCGUCCACUUCCAGCUGAUUGAUCUCAGAACUUUGUUCUAAUUGACUCCCAAAAACAAGGAGGACACGCCCAUACAUGCCAAAAACUCGGGUUUACAUUCUAUAGGCCCUUAAGGUGAAAACCUCGAGAAAAUGUGACCAUCCGUCUGUCUCUAAUGAAGAUUUACAUUCUGGAUUUCAUCCACUCCGCAAGACUCGGGUCUUUU
Molecule: messenger RNA, 3463 nt
Organism: Polyodon spathula (Mississippi paddlefish)
Lineage: Eukaryota; Metazoa; Chordata; Actinopteri; Acipenseriformes; Polyodontidae
Product: YEATS domain-containing protein 4
Exons: 7
Coding region: 229-921 (230 amino acids)
Biological process (GO): regulation of DNA-templated transcription
Source: RefSeq, a predicted model, not a curated record